Porites evermanni is the source of this 11647-nucleotide messenger RNA. The record is from the annotation of a GenBank genome assembly. Lineage: Eukaryota; Metazoa; Cnidaria; Anthozoa; Scleractinia; Poritidae.
ACUUUAUAAUGGCGGGCGGUCAGACGGUGAAUGCAUGUGCUAAGGUUCAUCGAGAAAUCACUAUCACGGUCUCUAAGGUUUUCAUUUUUGGUUAUAAACAAUAGCAUUUCUUCAUCCUCCAAGAUGGCUCCUACUGUAAAAGCAAACGCACCCUCAGAAGUGCAAAUAGGUGAGCUAGCUAGAAAUGCACAGUGCAUCUUACCAUCUUACUUUUGCACACGCCGGCGUAGGGGUUUAUUUUUUUGUAAAUAUUUGACUGCGUUCUAUGGUCUUGGACAAGUAUUUUUUUUUCGGGGAACUUACUCAGACGACCUCAGACUAAAAUUGCAAUAGGCUUGUCAGUGAUAUCUUUCCUUGGAAACUUAUUGACACUCAUUCACAGUCUGCCUAGCCGUAGGUCUAGAUCUAGAUCGACCAUUACAUAGACGAUUAAGCUUAUUUACCAAAAUCUGUGCUCUUACGUUAGAUGUGUCGGCAGAGUUGGAAGCGACUUUAAAGAAAAGGAUAAUGAUUCUCGAUGGUGGUAUGGGGACAAUGAUUCAAAGUUAUCGUUUGGAAGAAGAAGAUUUUCGAGGUAAAUUGACAAAUUUUAUUUGUAGUAUGCCAUGUAAAAUUACUUAAGGUACUUCACUGUUGUGUAACGCAGUAUGACAGCAGAUUUCGCAACUUGUCUCGUCAAUGCCUGGCAUCUUAAUACUAAUGUGCCAUUUUUUACAUGUUAUAACUCUGUCGUUUUUUUUAUUUUACGUUUUUUCUGUUACAAAUUUUGUGCAACUUCAUAUAUUGAAUUUGAUUUGUCACGCAAUUGAUAUUAUUCAGUAAAACCACUUCACGGCUUUAUGUUAUUGUUUCAUUCAUACGCAUAUUUUUACAGUCAAAGUAUUAAAAUUCGUUAAUAUGACCAAUUAUUGUUUACAAAAUGCACUCUUUUUUAGGUGAAGAAUUUAAAAAUCAUUCACACAACUUGAAAGGAAAUAAUGACUUCCUCAGUUUAACUCAACCUCAUAUCAUUGAAGAAAUUCACAAGGUAAACUUGUUUAGAAUUUAUGGUUAUUUUUUUAAAACUUUUUUUCAUUUGUCAACAUUCUUUGGUUAAUCAAAUUAAGACAUUUUGCUUUACUUGUAAUGAUAAUGAGCACUGAAUUUAAGUGUUAAAAAUACUCUAGGAUACAUAGAGGAUAUUACAUGGUGGCGAGAAGAUAUGAAUUUUAUGUUCGAGUGGCAAGAACAAUAUCUCACGAGUGAGCGAAGCGAACGGGUGAGAUAUUGUUCUUGCCACGAGAACAUAAAAUUCAUAUCUUCGAGCCAACGUGUAAUGUUCUUUUUAUUAUAUGGAGAAAACAAUUCAACAAAAGCAAAAGGCGGGAAUCGUGACGUCAUUGAACGAUACGACACUCACAAAGGUGACAUACGGAAAAUACGCCACUCGGGUCCCGGAUGAAGUGGCGUAUGGAAUCUACGAGUGGUUUAGUUCCCAGUAAAACACUCUCCUCCAUAUAAUAAAUGCUUUUAUUAUAUAAACACCAAUAAAAUACCAGGUGAGCUUUCACGCGAAAACUUGAUAUCUUCACAUGUGAAAAUAACAUGUUAUCUUACCACGUGAAAAUAUCACCGUUGCUAUGACUACAAUAAUAAAUCGUGCCUUUCACACCAAAAAACUAUUAAAGUGAAAUGGUUUGGUAGUUCAUUGGUGUUUAAUUAAUAAAUAGAACAUUACAUGGCGGCUUGGAGAUACGAAAUUUCUCUUCUCGUGUUGACAAAAUAGUUCUCUCAUUUGCUGUGCUCACUCAUGAAAUAUUUUUCAACACUCAAAGAGAAAUUUCGUAUCUCCGCGUGGCCAUGUAAUAUCCUCUAUAUAUCGAGAGACCUUUAUAAGGGUAAAAUUCUGACAAACGACAUAGCAUUGAAACAGCAACAUAGGACAGCAGAAAUGACGACAAAUGACACAAAGAUGGGUUGAAACUGCAACAGUGACAGAGAAAAGUGCAAAUACAAUAGUAAAAUAUGCACAGCAACAUGGCUUCCUCCUCAAUUAUGUGAAAUGCAGGUUGUGAAAUUCAGACUAGGGACGUGUGUAACCCCCUUAAGGGCCUUAUUGGAGAUAUAACAUAAAAAAGUACCAAGUGAUAUACUGCAAGUUGUUUAUAGACAAUAAUAGCAACUUAUAAGAAUCUUACUGGUGAAAAAUCACUAGUAAGGUAUUAAAAAAGAUUUGUAUGAAAAUGUUACAUUGUAUCCCAAGAACUAUAGUGGAAGCUCUCCUAAAGGAUACUCUCGCGAGCAGACAGCUCUUCAGCAAACCCCAUUUUUCUCAAGUCUGUUGACAUUCCUGUAGGUGACCCGCUCCAGUUACAGACAUCUUUUUUGCAUCCCGAGGGUGUUCACUUACGAGAGCUUCCACUGUACAAAGAAAACAUUCAGAUAAUUUAGUUGUCACUGAUUAAGGUUGAAAGCUAGCUUGUUCUACCUAUUUAUCUCCUGAAAAUCACUUUUAUUCAUGGUAUUUCGUCAUUCGUGGGUAGGGAUACCUAGAAGCAGGAUCUGACAUCAUUGAAACAAAUACAUUCAGUGGAACCAGUAUUGCACAGGCAGAUUAUGGAACUGAACACUUGGUGAGUGGUGAGACCUAGGGCACUUUCCAUUUACNCAGUGACAGAGAAAAGUGCAAAUACAAUAGUAAAAUAUGCACAGCAACAUGGCUUCCUCCUCAAUUAUGUGAAAUGCAGGUUGUGAAAUUCAGACUAGGGACGUGUGUAACCCCCUUAAGGGCCUUAUUGGAGAUAUAACAUAAAAAAGUACCAAGUGAUAUACUGCAAGUUGUUUAUAGACAAUAAUAGCAACUUAUAAGAAUCUUACUGGUGAAAAAUCACUAGUAAGGUAUUAAAAAAGAUUUGUAUGAAAAUGUUACAUUGUAUCCCAAGAACUAUAGUGGAAGCUCUCCUAAAGGAUACUCUCGCGAGCAGACAGCUCUUCAGCAAACCCCAUUUUUCUCAAGUCUGUUGACAUUCCUGUAGGUGACCCGCUCCAGUUACAGACAUCUUUUUUGCAUCCCGAGGGUGUUCACUUACGAGAGCUUCCACUGUACAAAGAAAACAUUCAGAUAAUUUAGUUGUCACUGAUUAAGGUUGAAAGCUAGCUUGUUCUACCUAUUUAUCUCCUGAAAAUCACUUUUAUUCAUGGUAUUUCGUCAUUCGUGGGUAGGGAUACCUAGAAGCAGGAUCUGACAUCAUUGAAACAAAUACAUUCAGUGGAACCAGUAUUGCACAGGCAGAUUAUGGAACUGAACACUUGGUGAGUGGUGAGACCUAGGGCACUUUCCAUUUACCCAGAAAUUCUGGAACUUCCGGUUGGCAUGUUAAUGGAACACGUUUUCCAUGCGUUCCACUGGAAAGUUCCUAGGAAUAAGUAGAAUUGUCCUGUUUUCCUGUUGGAAAAGCAUGUUCCAUUUACAAGUUUUUGCAAGGAACCCGCAGCUCUUGCAGGCUGUUGACGGUGAUAUCUGUGCCACCAUCUUGAAUUUUGGUGACAACAGCAUAAACAAAUGGAACUUGUGUCAAAUGGAACACGUUCUUCACCCAAUCGACCUUUCCAUGGAAGUUCCUGCCCCUAGCUACAAUUUUCUGUAAAUAAUUUUAUGAUUCCUGGUUUAUGCAAUACUUUUUGAAGCUCUAUUUGUCUCAUUUUCUGUUAGUGAGCAAAUUAAUUUACCAGUAGUACAGUUUUCUCCAUACUGCUGUCCAUACACUCUCUACAUGUUACUGAUGAGGAUAACUUGCUUAGUAGUUAAUACCUUUUUAACUUGUUUAUACUUCUAACAAUGUUUAUUUUGAUUUAGCAGUGGAGUUGAAGGUUUAAUUUUUGAAAUUAAUUUUUUUUGAAUAUUGACUGUGGACAUUACUGGGAGAGAAAAGAUUUAAGAAAGCUCCAACAUUUAUUUAUUAUUAUCCUCUAUGUUCAUUAGGUUUAUAGGCUAAACAAGACAUCUGCUGAAAUUGCAAAAAGGGCUGCUAAAGAAGUGACUGAAGCCACAGGUAAGUGAAUGAAAAUUUUUCACAUUUUCCUCAAUAUGGGUGUACCACACUGGGAGCAAAGUAAUGAUUUAAAAGGCAGAAAAUUUUUAUGUCAUAUCAAAUAACCAUUAGUAGAGAUUUGUAUUUGUUGUCUACCAAAAUUUGUCUCUAAUACAUUCACAUUGCUGACCUCAUAAAGUUCUUUCAAAUUUCUGGCAGCCAUUUUUGGCCCCUAGCUUCCCAGGUCUUGAAAUCGAUGCCCCAGGUGGUGUUGCGUGAAGAAGUGAUCAGAUUGAGACUCCAUAACAACAACAACAGAAUUUAUUAAUAAACAGAUAAUAUUACAGAUGCUUUGCCCGCAGCUAGCAGGGCUAUUUGAGGCAGGGCAAUAUGUGCAAAGUAUGAAAUUAUUAAGACUGAGGCUAACUAUAAAGGAAAGUUUACAGUUUGCAAAUAAAUUAAAUAAAAAUUGUAAUAUGGAUUCAUGAAGUCUAGAUAACACAGUAAAGAAGAAAGAAUUGAACAAAUAAAUCGUAAAAGUAGAAACUAAUAAGCAAGAAUUUAUUAUUCAAUAUGUUUUGGCUAAUUUUACCUUUUUAAUGAACCUGGGUGUAUCAAUACAGUCAUCCUCUGCAUUCAAAAUAUCAAAAAGUAAUUUGCAGAGUGUUUUUUUUUUUAAGUUAUAUAUUCUUGGGGAGAUGUAGGAUGUGACAGGGUAUCUCAUUCCACAGCUUGGCCCAAAAGCGAAAGAAAGAUUGUUUAUACAGGGCUCGAAAUAAUUUCUGGAGAGUCUCCGGACACGAUGACCGGCCAAAUUCAUUUUAGCUCGGUGACGUAUCAUUUCUGGCCGGUCAAAUUUAUCAGAUAAAUAACUCUUUAAAACAGGGUCCCUUGAACCAAAACUGGUGUUAUAUAUUACCAAAAAAGUUGUUGCUUAGAGCUUAUAGCACUCUAAAGCACUCAUUGUCAACAAUAAAAAUAACUUACAGAGGAGAAAUGAAUAUAAGCUUAUCUGUAUUAAUGGGUACACUAUCUGUAAGACUAACCCGUAACACAUAUCAUUAUCAUGUACACAUUUAAUUUGUCUGGCACCUCCAAAUAUAAUGAUUUCUGGUGUGUGAACUCCGAUGUCUGUUUCAAUGUGCGAGUAAUGCAAACAACAGUUCUAUAGUUGCAUUUCACCCAGGAUUUUAGAUGAAAGUUCCACGAUACACAGCGACUUGCUACAUACUGAUAACAACUGAACAGCAUGGAAAUUUAAAUUUAUUUCAUUUUCAAUACGAUCAAAUGUGACCGGUCAACAUGACUGGCAAAACGGAAGGUUGACUGGUCAACUCCCCAAUCAGUCCGGACAUUGUCCGUUGACCAGCCAUUAUUUCAAUCCCUGGUACAGUUUACAGUUUCUCCAUAACCUGGAGAGUUAUUUGCAGGUCCAACGAAAGGCAUCUUAUGUAUGUAUCGAUGUUUAUUAUCUGCAUAACUCAAUCCUAUUAUUGUACUUUUUUAGGUGUUAAACGAUAUGUAGCAGGAGCCAUGGGACCAACAAACAGGACACUGUCUAUCUCACCCAGUGUGGAAAAUCCUGGAUACAGAAAUAUCAGUGAGUCUUGAUUCAUUGUAAUUCAACCAUUUUUUGCAGCCAGUCACUAAAUGUGUGACCUGUGCACAGUGAUCAUCAGCCAUCAAGACUAUGCCCUAAGAAAAAUUGAAGGAAGCCCAGUGCUCUGAACCUGUGAAAUCCAGGUGCUCGGCUUAAGAUUUUUUAGCCUCCCUUGCAGACGUUUUUAUGGGAGCGUGCUCAACUGAGAACACGUUCCUUUCCCAUUGUUUUAUUGGUGUGGUACAGUAAGUGACCAAUCAACCCUUUUGAAAUAAAGUGUUGGCAGGCUGAACACAACUUGUGAUAAGCUUGUGGUAGUAUAAAAACAUGACCCUAGAGUUACCUUUUUCUUUUUUUUCUUUCCUUAGCAAAGGUUAUGCAAUGCACUUGGUGUUCUAAAAUCUGACUAAAUCUUACUUUUGCCGCUCUAAGUCUAACAUUUACCACCCCCUGACGUUUAUGAGAGGUCAUAAAGCUUUCAGAGUGUUUCAUGCAGAUCGAGUUACUAGCAGGUUACCCUGUGGACAAGGUCAACCUUUCUAGAAUUUGGAAGGUACAAUGUGAUUGGCUAAGUUUGGGAGAGGAAUGUUGUUCUCGGUUGAGCAGGUGAUUGUGGGGAGGAACGAAAAAAAAAGCCUACGUUGGAGGCUAGGGAUUUCUAUGUAAAAACUGAGAUUUCCUAGUUGUCCAAAAGCCAAAGUAAUUUAAUAGGUGCCACUCUGGGGCCACCGGGUGCUGCUAUCACACAGCCCUCACCACACACCAGUGUUUUCAUUAGUUAUGGUUUAUAUAUUUUCUAAACUUAAAGUGAGAUCAACCGUGAAAUAUUAAUUUUAUGGGCCUCUUUCACCCUGGUUGUCCAGGUAUUAAUCCUUGAAAGCAGAUGCAGCAUGCACCUCUAAAUUCAAUUGAGAUUUUUUAACAUUAUUUCAUGUCUUGGGGAAGAUUUCAUGAUUUAAGCUAACCAAAUGGCAACUUUGAAAAUUUUAAGCCUGGAGCACUGCAUUUUUAUACGUGAAUUUAUCAAUGUCUUUUGUUUACACCUAAUAGCCUUUGAUGAGUUAGUGGAGGCUUACGCUGAGCAAGGCAGAGGGCUUCUAGAUGGUGGUUCUGACAUUCUCAUGGUUGAAACAAUAUUUGACACAGCAAAUGCUAAGGUUUGAAGAGAUAUGUUCACUUGGUUAAAUAAAAUAUUAAUGCUAAACUAAGCAUUUGUUUGAUAUUUGUAUUGUUUAAUACCAGGUAUUGGCCUAAAAAAACUUGGGUGUUUCAGUUACCACUGCAGCUCUAGAAAAACCAUAGUUAGUAGACAUGACAGCAUACAAACAUCAAAGUUGAAAACAACAGUGCUGUAGUUUAUGUUGGAAGCUCGCUGACCGUGCACAAUCCUUUGAUUUUUGUUCACAAAUUGUGACUAAAUAUAAACCUAAAGUGAUGUUUCUAUUGGUCAGUAAGUUCAAAAUGAUAAGAAUGCCAUUGAAUGUUGUGCACAGUCAGGUCCAAAAAAGCUAACAAAAACAGAUAGCAAAGGAGUCUAAUGGGUUUUUAUACACACACAAAAUGUAACCAUUCCACAUUAUUUUUAUAACUAUGGAAAAACAAAUUAACUUGAACUCCAGCUUGUCAUUAUUUUAAGAAAAUCUACUAGUCCUGGGUGACCAGAUAGGACUUGUUUUCAAAUCCUGUGCCGCAAAACCGUAUUCAGCUGAAAAAAUGCUUUUAUGGCUCCAAGCAGACUGGUAAACAAAUAGUAGAAAUUAAAAUGUACAUUGUAAAUUAUAGAGACUGACACAUUUUCCUCUCCAAGGGGGUUUCCAAUCAUAGAGGGUUCACCUCCACAUGUACUAAUAAUAAAUAUUUGUUCUGUAAUAAUUUUGUUUUGGGUAACACAUCUGUACAUAGCGUUAAUGACAUUUGAGUGAAAAUUAUCUUCCUUCGUUCUAGGCUGCAUUGUUUGCAAUUGAUAAACUGUUUGAAUCAGAGUACAAACCUGUUCCAAUAUUUGUAAGUAACAACAGUUCUCAUGCUGUGAUGUGUUAAGUUAUUUUGUUUGCAUAUCCUAUCAAUGAUCCAAAGUCAUUUGAUAUGAGAUCAACACUCACUGUUAAAUCAUCCUCAACAACAAAAUGUUGACUCGAGAAAUAUUGCAUGCUGUAGAGUCAAUUUUUUACUCCUUCUGAUCAAUAGAUUAAAGCUGUCCAUCCCUAGAGUUAAAAUGACAAGCCUGUGCUUUACAUGCUUUACAUUGCAUGUAUAUGUUGUGGUUCAAUUUUAUCUAUGGUUUAAAUUUUGUUUCCCUUGGUUUUAAACUCAUUAUCAUAUGUUACCAUACCCAGAAAUGAAGGGAAAUCAAAUUUAAACCAAGGGUAAAAUUGAACCACAACAUAGGUAUAUUGCAGGGCCGUCAGUAAGAACUGCGAGCCAGCUAGGGGUCAAGGAAAAUAGAAUAACAAAAUUCCUACAUUGUACAUGUACAGUGUAGCUGUUCAAUUUUCUUCCUAGUAAUAAGUGUUAAAUGUUCAAAGGUGCAGCCCUGAUUGGCAUAUUACUUUUACGCAUUAACCAUUAAAAAUUAAGAAGAUGCAUGUAAGAUGGGGAAAAAAAAUUCCAGGGGAUGGCAUUACUAGAGCAUAACAAAUCAGUGUGAUUUAUAGCUGCAAAUGAUUUGGGAGGGAAAGAAAAUUCAGUUUUGUCAUCCUGACCUGAAUGUAAAUUAAAAAGAAAUUACACGUGUUCUCUUUUCUGCAGGUGUCUGGCACUAUUGUAGACAAGAGUGGAAGAACCCUCUCUGGUCAAACGACAGAUGCUUUUGUCAUCAGUGUGUCUCACUCAAAACCAUUAAGGUAGGAACACCGUACAUAUUGGAGAUAUUCUAUCACAAACACAAGGUCAGUGUUUGUUUGCAAAUCUAGAUAGUUUUCAAACCAAAUUCCAGCCUCUUUAUGGGUAUCUGCAGAGGUUAUUAAUUUUGUUGCGCAGUUUCAGUCAAAUCUUUGGUUUUUCAACAAAGUUGCACAUCGAGAAUUUAUUGUUUUGCAUGGUACAUGUAAUGCAACUAACAUGGCUGCCACAGGUCAGGAAAUGGUCAGGGAAAAGAGAGCGGGAAAAAUGAAAUUCAAGAUUACAUAUUAUUUUUAUUCUUUUCUCUCCACUUUUAUUGUUUUUUAACAUUUAAAAUUCUUUUGUACAUUUUAUGGAUAUGAAUCACGUAUUAUUAGAAUAAAUUUUUACUUUUCAAUCUUUUUGCCACGUUAUGCUUUGAGGAACUUUCAAAUCAUGUACACUGCAUGUUACUUUCUGAAAACAUAAGUAAAUGGGUGGAGAGGAUGGCUCUGAGACUGGAGGGUUGAGUCCAUCUUCAGGACUUAUUUUGGAAAAAUGGUCAGGGAAAUCAGCAUUCUAGUUAAUUCUUUCAAGCAGGGGUCAUGUAGGACCAUCUGAGGGAUCACCAAGACCACAUGGUAAUGUUUUUCCUUUUUUUUGUUAUAUUUAACUUAACACUUAUAUGUCAUCUCUCGGGUUAGGAAGCCUUCUUUGUCGGGUCAUUGACCCGAGAACCGUCUCUUUAUCUGGAACACUGGGAAAUUUUCAUUUGUCAGGGAAAAGUCAGGGAAUUUCAGAAACCUUUGGCUGUGGUAACCAUGACUAAUGAGCUCAAGGAAACAUGAUGACGGCAAAGGAAAGGAGAUAAAUAAAAAAAAUAUCAAAAUACCCAUAGAGAGGCUUGAAUUUACGUUCACAAAGUCAGUGUGCUGUUGUGUGAAUUGAUCCUUUCUUUGUUGUUGACUGAACACUUAAUUUACUGUUUGCUCAACAGCAUUGGUCUCAAUUGUGCAUUAGGUGCGAAUGAAAUGCGGCCAUUCAUAGAGGCAGUGGGACUGUGUACAACAGCUUAUGUACUCUGCUAUCCAAAUGCAGGUAAAGUACAUUAAUCCAUAACUACAGAUCCAUUACUACAGGAGCUUUACCAUCUGUAUGCAUAAGAGCUUGAAAAACACACGCAAUCCCUUUGUCCCUGCAAUCAGGGACAAAAGUAGUUGACACACUUGUCUAAAACGCCUGCUUUUAGCAAUAAUUAAUUUUCAUUCAUUCAAUCAUUUACUUCUGUUUAAACGCUGUAAAUCCCCCCACCCGCAAAUCAAUGUUGUUUGUAUAAAAGAAGUACUUGAGGGUCUAAGGCCUGGUUCAGACCCCAAACUUUUCAAGAGCCGAACCAUGCAUUUGGUUUGGUACAUGAGAAGGUUGGUGUCUGAAUCUAAGCCUUUCCAAAGUUGAUCUAAAAUUGAAAUUCCUGGCUGGGCUAGGUGGGAAGAAUGGCCAAGCCAUUCCAAAUCGAAACAGGCAUUGCUAAUAAAAUUAUUGGUUCAGACUCUGAACUUUUCGUGUACUUGAUUCAAUGUAUUAGGUUCGGCUUAUGAAAAUAUUGGCGACUGAACCAGGCCUAAAAUGCAAUGUUGAUUUUAGGGGGAGGGGGUAGAUUGGACAAGCAGCUCUCAAAAUCUUUGGCUUGCCCUGGGCUAGCUAACUGCAUGCUUGUCUCAGUUAAUGACUUCAACUUAGAAUACAACUUGCCUAUAGGCCCUUGAAUAUGAAAAGUUGCCUACUGGCAGGAAACUUUACUUGUCCCAGACAACUGGAUGUCCGUGACAUGCCCUGGUGCAUGCCUAGUAUGUCCUUAUAUCUAGGAACUGUUGAGAUUUUAAGACAUGACUCCUAUCUAUUGCUUAAAUUUCAGGUCUACCAAACACUUUUGGAGGCUAUGAUGAAACCCCAGAAGUAACUGCUGAGCAAUUGAAAGUAAAAUAAAAUAAUUUCUUUGUCUUAUAAAGUGUAUUUUUUCAAUACCUUAUCAGUGCCGGCAGGACAUUAAAAAAAUAAUAUUUGUUAAUAAAAUUAACACACAAUUUAGCUUUAAUUUUUUACUCUGCAAAUUGUCAGACUGCACCUUUAAAAUAAUUAUUGUGUGGUGAAAUUAUUUUUUGUCUUGCAAUAAAUGUCCUGCUUCAAGCAACAACAGUGCGGUUUUCAGCGACCAGCUACUUUGUUUUUGGUGGGGAAAGGGCCCCUCCUCUUUUACGAAAGAGGGUCUAAAGUUCUGUAUAUUAAAUUUUGCAAAAGGGUUGAAAAUUCAACAGGCUAAAAAGUGCUUGAUGAAGUCUAUGUUUUAGGAAACAACCUCGACAGUGAACCCACUAUCCCUAAACAAGCCUUGUUUGUAAAGCAAGUUUUCUUUAUUGCUGUCAGGGCACUCUUAUUGUGUUACUGUUUUUCAACAUUAGAACUCUUAUCUUGGUUGCAGAAUUUUGCGAAAGAUGGACUGGUGAACCUUGUUGGAGGUUGUUGUGGUACAACUCCUGCUCACAUUAAGUAUGUAUGCAUAUUACAUAUCCCAUUUAUCAGUAGCCAGUUCCAUGCAUGCUCUCAGUAGUUUCCUGCCUGUUAUUUUUUUUCUUGUGUGUCCAAAAACACUGAGAACCUGUUUGGCAAAUUUGUAAGACAAACAUGUUAAAUUCAUGGAUGCAAAAUAGGAGUUCUGAGUAUUAUUAUUUAAAAUCUUUGGUUGUUUGGGGAGAAUCAGUGUCAGAUUAUUUAUAAUCACUCGGAUGAAGUGAUCACAAGGUCCAUUGGUCAUGCCCACAUUGAUGGGAGCUUGGUCUUUUUAAGGAAUGUGUGCUAUGUUGUUCUGUGGCAGUCCACUUUUUAAUACUUGGUGCAAAUAAUAAAAUUGUAACCAUAUUUUUUUUCUGAAAUUCAAGAUGUUUGGUAACUUUGCCUUCUCUCUUUCAGGGCCAUUGCUGAGGCUGUAAGACCGUUUAAACCACGACCAAUGCCCGAAGACCAUUUUGCAAAUGCAAUGAAUCUUUCAGGUUUGUGGAUUUUGAGUUUCAUCAGGUUUAUGUUCUCCUUCCCACCAACACCAUCAUUAACAUCAUCAUCAACAUCAUCAUCAUCAUCAUCAUCAUCACCAUCAUCAUCAUCAUCAUCAUCACAGUGUUCUUACCAGGAUUUCAUACACUGGGGUCCACAGGACUUGUAG